Molecule: messenger RNA, 2712 nt
Organism: Anolis sagrei ordinatus
Lineage: Eukaryota; Metazoa; Chordata; Lepidosauria; Squamata; Anolidae
Source: RefSeq, a predicted model, not a curated record
GAGAAGGGUUAUAAGGUUUCUAAAAAGAAGGCCCAGCUGUGUCAAACUAGUGUCAAGUAUUUAGGUUUUCGUGUGACACAGGGAAAGAGACAAUUAGAAAUUGAAAGAAAACAGUUUGCGCUAUCCCCACCCCCACCAGUAGGCGUCAAGUGCGAGAAUUUUUGGGGAGUGCAGGGUUUUGCAGACUCUGGAUACCUAACUUUGCUAUAAUGGCAAGGCCUCUUUAUGAAGCUACAAAGGGGGGUGAAAAGGAACCAUUUAAUUGGACCCCCGAAUGCGCCCAAGCAUUUGCCCGAUUAAAACAAGCUUUGGUGAAUGCACCUGCCUUGGGCCUGCCUGAUUUGGAGAAGCCAUUCACACUUUAUGUUGGUGAACGAGAUGGAAUAGCAGUGGGGGUGCUUACCCAGCUAUUAGGAACAUGGCCGAGACCAGUAGCUUACUUGUCUAAGCAAAUUGACCCUGUAGCAAAAGGAUGGCCAACUUGUCUACGUGCUGUAGCUGCUACGGCCCUGCUGACUCAAGAAGCUGAUAAAUUGACUUUGGGACAAGAGUUGAUAGUCAAAGUCCCUCAUUCAGUAACGGCUAUCAUGGACUAUAAAGGCCAUCAUUGGUUCACAAAUAACCGUAUGCUAAAAUAUCAGACUUUAUUAUGUGAAAACCCUCGAAUUAAGUUACAGAUUUGCAGUACAUUAAAUCCUGCUUCACUCCUGCCUGUUGAAGGAGAAAUGCUUCAACAUGAUUGUUUAGAGACUAUGGAUGAAAUAUAUUCCAGUAGGCCUGAUCUGAAAGAUCAACCAUGGCCUAAGGCGGAUACCACUCUUUUUACGGAUGGAAGCAGUUUUAUGGAAAAUGGACAAAGAUAUGCUGGAUAUGCAGUAGUAACUGCAACUACUGUGUGGGAAGCAGAACCACUUCCUCUAAAUACCUCAGCCCAAAAGGCAGAACUGAUAGCACUCAUAAGAGCUCUGGAGUUAUCAGAAGGAAAAAUAGUCAACAUUUAUACAGAUUCUAAAUAUGCAUUCACUACCUUACAUGCACAUGGAGCAUUAUAUAAAGAGAAGGGACUACUAAAUUCUGCUGGGAAAGAAAUACAACAUAGUGAGACCAUUUUGAGAUUGUUAGAUGCUGUUUGGAUUCCUGCAAAGGUAGCAGUGAUGCAUUGCCGAGGACAUCAAUAUGGCGAGGAUCCUGUGACCUAUGGAAACCGGUAUGCUGAUACCACCGCAAAGGCCGCGGCCCGAAAGGGACGAGGAAAAGAGCCGGUCAUGGCCCCUUUGCAGGUAAGAGAUUGGAUAAAAAAUGAUGACUUGCUAUAUACUCCAGAAGAAGAACAAUGGGCCCAGCGUGAGAAAGCUGUAAAGAAAAAUGGAUGGUUGGUGUUGCCUGACCAGAGACUGUUUGUACCCAGGCAAAUAGCUUGGGAAAUGAUUAAGGAAGCACACCAAGAGACACAUAUGGGAAAAACAGCUUUAGCCUCAUUGAUGGGACGGCAACUUUACAUAAAUGGACUCGCUGCCCUAACAGGAAUAGCCUCAGCCCGAUGUCAGAUUUGUGCUAAAAAUAACCCUAGAACAGGGCCGAUGCCACCUCCAGGGGUUCAAUAUCAAGGAAAUACGCCUUUUGAAUCUCUAGUAGUAGAUUUCACCGAAAUGCCUAAAUGUGGGCCUCAUAAAUAUUUGCUUGUUUUCGUAUGCACUCACUCUGGUUGGCCUGAAGCAUAUCCAACUAAAACUGAGAAGGCAGCUGAAGUGUCAAAGGCACUUCUUAGAGACAUUAUCCCAAGAUAUGGGAUUCCUUUACACAUUGGUUCAGAUAAUGGUCCUGCUUUUGUAUCAGAGGUAUUACAGUCCUUAGUCCAACUAUUGGGAACAAAAUGGAAGUUACAUUGUGCAUACCGACCUCAAAGCUCAGGAAAAGUAGAAAGGAUGAAUCAAAUACUAAAAGGAAAAUUAUCAAAGAUGUGUCAAGAGACUUGCUUGCCAUGGACUAGAUUAUUACCUAUGGCCUUGUUACAUAUUAGAUGUACUCCUACUAAGUUUUUGGGCCUGUCACCUUUUGAACUCAUGUAUGGAAGACCUCCACUUGGAUUGAGGCAUCUUCAAGGGGACCUUAGUCAAUUGGGACAACAAACUUUGAAAACGGAUAUUCAAGCUUUAGGACAGACUAUAGCUCAACUCCAACAAUAUACUGAAGAAUUGAGGCCGCCCUGGCCAGCUACUCCUUUACAUUCUUUUCGCCCGGGGGAUUCGGUGCUGAUUAAAGACUGGAGAAUAGAACCAUUAAGACCAAAGUGGAAAGGACCUUUUACUGUCCUACUUUCUACCCCCACAGCUGUCAAGGUGGAAGGAAUCAAAGCCUGGAUACAUUAUACCAGAAUAAAGAAGGUACCACCUGAAUGGAAUGCGACUCCUGAUCCACAGGAUUCCUUGAGACUUCAUAUCAUCAAACCAGCAGUGCCAUGAGACCCAGAAAGAGGACUACGGCUCUGGUUUUGACCACAUACCUGGAAGCUGGUCAAAUAAAUCAGACAGAAGACUGAGGAGCACUGUGAAGGUGCCAACAUGUAUGGGACAUUCUUCAACUGCGAUAAAUGAUUGUGUAAAAUGAUAUUUUUGUUGAGAAUGUAAUGUCGUGAGUUUGCGAGGCUACUGUAGAACAUUCGCUCGCAAAAAGGGGGGAAUGUGGCAGCAAGCAGAAGAAAAUAAAAAUGUA